Messenger RNA from Penicillium macrosclerotiorum, 4242 nucleotides. RefSeq lists its product as uncharacterized. Gene Ontology annotation, cellular component: membrane. The transcript has 2 exons. Gene Ontology annotation, molecular function: ATP binding; ABC-type transporter activity; ATP hydrolysis activity. Gene Ontology annotation, biological process: transmembrane transport. The record is from RefSeq and is a predicted model, not a curated record. NCBI's taxonomy places the organism in Eukaryota, Fungi, Ascomycota, Eurotiomycetes, Eurotiales, Aspergillaceae. Bases 1 to 4242 code for a protein of 1413 amino acids.
AUGAGUGAGGAAACCACGUCCGCUGUGACAGAGAAACAAGCUUCUGUCCGUGAGGAGCAGAAGUAUGACACCCUCAAAGGCAAUGACCAUGAAGAACUGUUCCCUACGAAAACUUCAGUCGCCUCAGAGUUGCAAGGCAAGAUCCAGUCCAUGCAGGAACGCGAUGCUGGUGCUGGUUAUGGCAAGCGGGAGCUUGGAGUCACCUGGCAGAACUUGACCGUGGAGGUUCUUUCAGCAGAGGCAGCGGUCAAUGAAAACUUCCUUUCCCAAUUCAACCUUUUCCAGAUGGCCCGCGACUUCAAGAAGAAGCCUCCGAUUCAACAGAUCCUCCGGAACAGCCACGGCUGUGUGAAGCCAGGAGAAAUGCUGCUUGUGCUUGGUCGUCCGGGCUCCGGUUGCACCACCCUGCUGAACCUUCUCUCAAACCGGAGAGAAGGCUAUCGAAAUGUCACCGGCGACGUGCACUUCGGUGCCAUACCAUCUGGAGAUGCCACUCCAUACAAAAGCCAGAUUGUGAUGAACAGUGAGGAAGAGAUCUUCUUUCCAACUCUGACUGUUGGCCAGACUAUGGAUUUUGCCACUCGCCUGAAGGUUCCAUUCCAUCGCCCCGAUAAUGCCUCGCCUGCCGACUGGGCAGGUGAAUUUAAAAAUUUUCUCAUGGAAACAAUGAGGAUCGCGCAUACGGAGGACACCAAGGUUGGAAACGAAUAUGUGCGUGGCGUUUCAGGUGGUGAGCGGAAGCGUGUUUCAAUCAUCGAAUGUAUGGCAACGAGGGGAUCUGUAUUCUGCUGGGAUAACAGUACCCGUGGCUUAGAUGCGUCCACUGCACUCGAGUGGGCCAAAGCUAUACGUGCCAUGACUGAUAUCAUGGGUCUCACCACCAUCGUUACCUUAUACCAGGCGGGUAACGGUAUAUACGAGCAAUUUGAUAAGGUCUUGGUGUUGGACGAAGGAAGACAGAUUUUCUAUGGUCCAGCAUCGGCAGCAAAAUCGUUCAUGGAAAGUGUUGGCUUCGGAUACACCGACGGGGCCAACGUCGCUGAUUAUCUGACUGGUGUCACUGUCCCUACCGAGCGGAAGAUUCUCCCAGGAUUUGAGGGGUCAUUUCCUGAAACCCAUGAUAGUCUACUUGCCAUUUACCAGAGAUCUCCAAUCUGCCACAACAUGAUGACCGAGUAUGACUAUCCAACAACACCUCUUGCUGAAGAAAGGACGGCCAUGUUUAAAGAGUCUGUGGCAUUUGAAAAGGAUUCUUCGCUGCCAAAGAACAGUCCCUUGACCACUGGUUUCCUACACCAGCUAAAGGUCUGUAUCAUUCGACAGUAUCAAGUCAUCUGGGGUGAUAAAGCCACAUUCUUCAUUCGGCAAUUUGUGUCCCUCGCUAUGGCUUUGAUCGUGGGCUCUUGCUUCUAUGAUUCUCCAGACACGUCGGCUGGCCUAUUCACAAAGGGUGGUGCAAUCUUCUUUUCCCAGGUCUACCAGGUGACAUUGGCGAUGGCUGAGGUCACCGGAUCUUUCAGAGGGCGACCAAUCCUCAUCAAACACAAGAGCUUUGGCUACCAUCAUCCAGCGACAUACGCUAUAGCAAUCCUAGCUGCAGAGCUUCCAGUGGUCAUCUUCCAGUGUACCAUUCUGAGUGUUGUGUUGUAUUGGAUGGUCAAUCUGAAAGCGACCGCGGGUGCAUUCUUCACGUUUUGGAUUAUUCUCAUCGUCAUCACCUUUUGCAUCAACGCAAUGUUUAGGUCAAUUGGUGCUGCUUCGCCCAACCUUGAGGUCGCUUCAAACCUAUCUGGUGUGAUCAUGAAAUUCCUUGUCUUGUAUGCCGGCUACAUGAUUCCCAAGGCCCACAUGAAGAACUGGUUUAUCGAGCUGUACUAUGCAAACCCAAUGGCCUAUUCCUUCCAGGCAGCUCUGACCAACGAGUUCCAUGAUACGAUAAUCGAUUGUGUUGGGAGCAGCUUGAUUCCUCGAGGAGAUGGAUACAGUGAUUCUCGGUACCAAUCCUGUGCGGGUGUUCAAGGCGCAGAACGAGGCGCUACCUAUGUGGCCGGUGACAACUAUCUCGCUGCUCUACAUUGGAAGCAUUCCCAACUCUGGCGCAACUUUGGAGUCAUCUGUGGAUGGUGGGCGUUCUUUGUCGCUAUUACAAUCAUCUCAACCUGCAGGUGGCGGGGCGGUGGGGCAGGCCGUAGCUCACUCCUAAUUCCUCGAGAGAAGAUGAAGAAUUUCCAACAGCGCGAAGAUGAAGAGACCCAGUUAUCCACCAGGGCAGAGUCGCAAAAAACUCGCACCACUGCAGCGGACGAUCGGAAUAGAGGCAGUCUCCUGCGCAAUACUUCAGUUUUCACAUGGAAAGAUCUCGUUUAUACUGUGAAGACCCCUACAGGCGACCGUGUACUUCUAGAUAAAGUCUACGGGUGGGUCAAACCAGGAAUGCUGGGUGCAUUGAUGGGGUCAUCUGGCGCAGGAAAAACCACUCUACUCGAUGUGUUGGCACAGCGAAAAACCGACGGCACAAUUCGGGGAGUUGUGUUGGUCGAUGGCCGCGAACUCCCUGUAUCCUUUCAGCGAAUGGCUGGAUACUGCGAACAGCUUGAUGUCCACGAACCCUUUGCGACCGUCAGAGAAGCACUCGAAUUUUCGGCACUUCUUCGCCAGCCUGAGCAUGUCCCAAAGGAAGAGAAAUUGGCUUAUGUUGAGACCAUUAUCGAUCUAUUAGAGCUCCACGAUCUGGCAGAUACACUGAUUGGAACGGUUGGCGAGGGACUUAGUGUUGAGCAACGAAAGCGCGUGACAAUCGGCGUUGAGCUAGUCUCAAAGCCUAGUAUUCUUAUCUUCCUCGACGAGCCAACAUCUGGUCUUGACGGCCAAUCUGCCUUUAACACAGUCAGAUUCUUGCGCCGCUUAGCCGAUGCUGGCCAGGCAAUUUUGGUGACUAUCCACCAGCCGUCCGCUCAAUUAUUUGCCCAGUUUGACACCCUUCUUCUGCUUGCCCGUGGGGGUAAGAUGGUCUACUUUGGCGACAUUGGCGAGAAUGCCUGUACCGUCAAGGAAUAUUUUGCCAAUUAUGGAGCACCAUGCCCGAUAAGCAGCAAUCCCGCUGAACAUAUGAUUGAUGUGGUUACUGGUGCAAUUAAUGCUGUGAAAGAUAAAGAUUGGCACCAAGUUUGGUUAGAUUCACCUGAAAAUGCUGCCGCUGUAGCAGAGCUUGACUAUAUUGUCUCAGACGCUCUCGCGAACGAACCGGGGACACUAGAUGACGGCAAGGAGUUUGCUACCUCCCUCUGGACUCAAACGAAACUCGUUACGCAACGAAUGAAUGUUGCCUUGAUGAGGAACACGAAAUAUAUCAACAAUAAACUGGAGCUACAUAUUAUUUCUGCCUUGCUUAACGGAUUCUCAUUCUGGCAUCUUGGACCUGCUGUCCAGGGUCUUCAAUUGAAGAUGUUUACAAUUUUCAACUUCACAUUUGUGGCACCCGGAGUCAUCAAUCAAUUACAACCUCUUUUUAUACAACGUCGUGAUAUCUAUGACGCCCGUGAGAAGAAGUCGAGAAUGUAUUCCUGGAAGGCGUUUGUGACGGGUCUUAUCGUUUCCGAAUUCCCUUACCUUUGCCUUUGCGCCGUCCUCUACUUUGUGUGCUGGUACUACCAGACCCGUUUGCCGCAUGCAUCUAGUGAGGUCGGAGCGAUCUUCUUUAUCAUGUUGAUCUACGAAUUUAUCUAUACCGGCAUCGGACAGUUUGUGGCGGCCUAUGCUCCAAAUGCGACAUUUGCAGCUCUGGUCAACCCCCUGAUCGUUAACAGUUUGGUUCUGUUCUGUGGCGCCUUUGUUCCCCAACCGGAGCUUAAUGUGUUCUGGAAAUACUGGUUCUACUACCUCGACCCUUUCAACUAUGUUCUUGGAGGCAUGCUUACGUUCGGUAUUUGGAAUGCAACGGUGACUUGUUCCUCGGACGAGUUUGCUUACUUCGAUCCGCCCAACGGAACAUGCAAAGAUUACCUGUCCGACUUUAUGGCCGGCACGGGCUCUGCCAUCAACUUGAUCAAUCCAGAGGCAACUUCUCAGUGCCAAGUCUGUCAAUAUAGCCGUGGAAGCGACUACCUCAAGACCCUCAACAUCAACCAUUACUAUUAUGGCUGGCGCAAUGCUGGAAUUUGCGUGAUUUUUGCCCUCAGCGGUUAUGCUUUAGUGUUCCUCAUGAUGAAGCUUCGAACCAAGGCUUCUAAGAAGGCAGAAUAA